Prunus mume (Japanese apricot) is the source of this 4059-nucleotide messenger RNA. NCBI's taxonomy places the organism in Eukaryota, Viridiplantae, Streptophyta, Magnoliopsida, Rosales, Rosaceae. The record is from RefSeq and is a predicted model, not a curated record.
AUGUGGACUGACUGAGCGGUCACCCAAGUUGUGGCUUUGUUUGGGUCUGUGAGAUCUCCUUCCCUUUCUCUCAUGUCUCUUUUAGAACAACAACAACAGAAAAAUAGCAAACCAUACAAAAUAUAUAAAAAAUAAAAAAUAAAAAAAAUAACAUGUUCAAUAAUUAGGUCUCUGUUCCUUUGUGUUGCUUGUAAUUUCUUGUAUAGCUAGGAGGCAGCUCUGGUCUUCCAACCCCCUUUUCUUCUCGAACCUCCCACACCUCUUUCUAUUUUUCCUACAAUUUUUAUUUUUCGUUGUAUUUAUCAUCUUUUUGCGCCCCAAAAUUUUCUGCUUCAUAUUCUCCUCGUCGCUUUUCCCUUCCAUAUAAAGCUUCCAUUUUCAAAACCUCCGCUUUCUCUCUCUGUCUCUGCGUUUUCGCUGUAUAAAUAUCCUGAAUUAUACGUAUAUAUUCCUAUUACCUACAUAUUUUGCGCAAUUAUAUUAUUCGAUCUCGGAAAAUUGAUUCUCCGCCUGCUUUAUUCGAUUUUUUUGAUUAAAGAUCAGAGUUUUGAGCCCCUCAAUAUUUACUUCCGCUGAAUCGUUCCCAGAUUUCAAUUUCUCUGAUUUUGUUAAUGGGAAGAGGAGGAGCUGGAACAGGCAAGGUCAAAGUCUGCUGCUGAAGGUUUUGUUUUUGGUUUUGUUUUUGCUCGGAAUUUGAUUGUAAAUGUUGUAUUUGAAGCAGCCAAACCCCACAAUUCACACAUGGGGUUCAUUAGGUGAAUGAUUUCGAAUAGUUUUUCACCAUAGAAGAUUUGUGUGCUUCGCUUUGAUUCUUCUGUGCAUGCCAUUCUGAUAGAAACCCUGAGCCUGAGGCUCGGGGAUCUAAAAUUCCAAACUUCAACGAUGGCGUCCUCAGAGAAUGAGCCUGUGUCUCACUUGGAAGACGAACCUCGUCCUCCUCCUCCUCAACAUUUCGAUAUGCAGAAAUUCAGGCUUUACGAAACUCGAUCGAACUUUUACAUGAUUGGAAGGGACAAGACUAGAACUUAUUGGAGAGUACUAAAGAUUGACCGGUUGGAUCCUUGCGAGCUUAACAUUCGUGAAGAUUCUACUACGUACACUGAAAGAGAAUGUUCUGACCUCUUAAGGCGGAUAAAUGAAGGAAACAAGGCCACAGGUGGAUUGAAGUUUGUCACUACUUGUUACGGAAUUGUCGGAUUCAUUAAAUUUCUGGGGCCAUAUUACAUGCUUCUUAUCACGAAAAGAAGACAGAUAGGUGCCAUCUGUGGUCACAUGGUGUAUGCCAUCUCCAAGAGUGAAAUGAUCCCACUUCCAAAUCCUUCUUUUCAGUCCAAUAUCGCUAAUUCUAAAAAUGAAAACAGAUACAAGAAGCUCUUAUGCACAGUGGACCUUACAAAGGACUUCUUUUUCAGCUACUCAUACCAUGUUAUGCGUAGUCUGCAAAAGAACAUGUGUAAGAAUCAGACAGGACAUGUCCUUUAUGAAACCAUGUUUGUCUGGAAUGAAUUCUUAACUCGGGGAAUUCGGAAUCACCUUCAAAAUACUAUUUGGACAGUUGCUUUGGUUUAUGGCUUCUUUAGACAGGCCACUCUCUCUAUAUCUGGACGUGACUUCAAACUGACCCUUAUUGCAAGGCGUUCACGUCAUUAUGCGGGCACCAGGUAUCUAAAACGUGGUGUUAAUGAGAAGGGAAGAGUAGCUAAUGAUGUUGAGACAGAACAGAUUGUCUUUGAGGAUGUUCCUGAGGGCUUUCCGAUGCAAAUAAGUUCUGUCGUUCAGAACCGUGGCUCAAUCCCUCUAUUUUGGUCACAGGAAACAUCACGUUUAAAUAUCAAACCAGAUAUAAUAUUGUCAAAGAAGGACCAAAACUAUGAAGCCACUAGGCUUCACUUUGAAAAUCUUGUCAAGCGAUAUGGGAACCCCAUUAUCAUAUUGAAUCUGAUCAAGACUCAAGAGAAGAGGCCUCGAGAGUCCAUACUUCGUGCAGAAUUUGCUAAUGCAAUAGAUUUCAUUAAUAAAGACUUAUCUGAGGAGAACCGUCUUAAAUUUCUUCACUGGGAUCUGCACAAACAUUCUCGGAGCAAAGCUACAAAUGCUUUACUACUCUUGGGCAAGGUGGCUACAUAUGCCUUGACGCUAACUGGAUUCUUCUAUUGCCAAGUUAACCCAGCACUGAGACCUGAGGGUGUAAUUAAGUGGCCUUCCUCUGGGAAUUUUGAAAAUGGUGAUUUAUCUCCCCAAGAACUUAGUGCUAAUGGUAAUGUGGAUGCUGAUAACAUAGAGAAGACACCUAGUGGAAGCAAAAAUAUUGCAAAUGGUAAUCAUUCUGUCAAGCCAUCCACAUUCCAAAGUGGGGUGCUUAGGACCAAUUGCAUAGACUGUCUGGAUCGCACAAAUGUUGCUCAGUAUGCAUAUGGCUUGGCUGCGUUGGGACACCAGCUUCAUUCUUUGGGAGUUGUAGACAAUCCAAAGAUAGACCUUGAUGCUCCUUUGGCUGAUGAUUUGAUGGGAUUUUAUGAAAGAAUGGGCGACACACUUGCGCACCAGUAUGGUGGUUCAGCUGCUCACAAUAAGAUAUUUUCGGAGAGAAGGGGUCAAUGGAGAGCAGCAACUCAGUCUCAGGAGUUCUUUAGAACUCUUCAACGGUAUUACAGCAAUGCUUACAUGGAUGCAGAGAAGCAAGAUGCAAUUAAUGUAUUUCUGGGGCAUUUUCAACCACAAGAAGGUAAACCUGCAUUGUGGGAAUUGGAUUCAGACCAGCAUUAUUACUCUGGGAGGGAUGAACCAAAAGAUAAGGAUCUAGAUGGAAGGUCCAUUUUCAAAAGAUCUUAUUCCGACGGUAAUAUUCUUCAUGAAAGCAGCUCACCUAUGUCAUCACCACAUGUUAAGCCGGAGAAAUUUACUAACUCUUGUAUGCCAGAUCCAUCACAACAAGAAAGCAAGAUUCUUUCAGAGUCAUCACCCGAUAUAUCAACUUCUGAGAGUGAUAUUGCCUAUUCAAGGUACACUCCCUCAAUGCCUCGCAGGCAACUUUUUGGAGAGUUGCAGAGAUACCGGUGCCUUGAAAGUGAUCAUGUCUACUAUUCUGAACGUGGAGAUUCAUACAACUUCUCAAACUUUGUUGACCUAGACUGGCUAUCUUCUUCCGGGAAUUCUUGUGAGGAGGAGCCAUUCGAAAGGUCAUCAAUACUGACAAACUCUCCAAUUGAGGGACUAUCGUCGGAGAAUGUUGUUAAUGGAAUAAUGGGGGAUUCUACCCCCUCUACAAGUGAAUAUGGAUCCGGCUUGAAGGGGAAGGAGCAGACAGGACCAAAUUUAUCCUUUAAUAACGGAGAGAGUUCCAAUGUUCUUGAGGAAUAUCCAGAUAGCUUUGUGAACUGGGUCAACUAUGGAGAGACACUCUGCCACUGAAGUUUGAAUCAUUUUUCCUCAAUAAUACAUUUCCUGCCUUCAUUUGGCUCAACCAUUUCUCCAAAGAUGCUGGUCCAUGGAUGAGAAACUAUAGAGUGCAUGUUAGCGAUAUCGGGAGCAAGGGAGAACCAAAAGCAGUGGAACCGACAUUCAUUGGGAGGAUAUCAUUCCUGGAGGCAAUUGUGCUGGUCCUCAUGUACGAUACAACAUUGAGUUCGUUCGUCAUGAAAAUUUCAGUCGGAAGCUAUACCAAAGUACAAAAGAGUAAAUAGUCAACAAUUAAGAUUCUUUAGGAGCUCUUCCUCCAUCAGUUCAUGGAUAAUAGAUUUUAAUCUUGUAAAUAUUUUGCUCGUUGGAGCUCCACUUUAGAAUUGCAGGCCAUUGAUUCUUUAUUUUCCUUAAUGUUAAUUUGCGGACCCGCAUAAAACUAACAUUGUUGGGUAAGUGUUGCGGAGUAUCCAACUGUUGUAGAACUGGUGCAGCCAUUCUUGCCUUUAAGCGCUAAUUUUAGGCCUUAGCCUGUACGACUUGGCGUUUGAUUGAAAGACUUCAUUGUGUGCUGUACUUUGAAGGCUGAAAAAUGUAUCCCUAAAUGCAAAAAUAAAUUGUGUCCAAAUCGGCCAAAUAAAAGAUUCAAUAUUCAAGUCA